This is a messenger RNA of Oryzias latipes (Japanese medaka), 3535 nucleotides long. It is a transcript of the gene bicd2b, whose product is annotated as BICD cargo adaptor 2b. NCBI's taxonomy places the organism in Eukaryota, Metazoa, Chordata, Actinopteri, Beloniformes, Adrianichthyidae. Gene Ontology annotation, biological process: microtubule anchoring at microtubule organizing center; protein localization to organelle; regulation of microtubule cytoskeleton organization. Gene Ontology annotation, molecular function: dynein complex binding; cytoskeletal adaptor activity; dynactin binding. Gene Ontology annotation, cellular component: cytosol; Golgi apparatus. The record is from RefSeq and is a predicted model, not a curated record.
AGAUUUGAAUGCUCUGGGCUCAGAUCUUUUUCCAAACGAUGAUCUCAACUAAAGUUUCCUCCGUCAGCCGCAGGAAGGAGAAGCAGAGAAAUGUCUUCGACAAUAAUCAAACUAUUGAUUUCUUUGGUUUUUAAGUCGUAAUCUGCGGCGGGAAGAAACCGGAAAAACAAACGGUGACUAUGCGGUUCAAACAAAGGCGGCCGUGAUUUCUUCUUGCUGGUUUUCUGUGGAGCUGCUGCUGCUGCUGCUGCUGCUGCUAGCCAACCAGGGCGGGCUGGGUCCCGUUACAGUCCGGACCGGCGGCUCGCCAACAUGUCGGCGGAGGAGCAGGAGUACCCCGAGGCGGUGCUGGUCACCGAAGCUGGGCCGCAGUGGCUCCGAGCUGAGGUGGAGCGUCUGACGCGGGAGCUCCGGGAGACCAGCCAGGAGAAGAUCCAGGCGGCGGAGUACGGACUGGCGGUGCUGGAGGAGAAACAGCAGCUCAAGCAGAGGUUCGAGGAGCUGGAGUCCGAAUACGAGACGGUCAAGCAGGAGCUGGACCAGCUGAAGGAGGCCUUUGGGCAAGCUCACACCACGCACAGGAAGGUGGCGGCAGAUGGGGAAAGCAGAGAAGAAUCGCUGAUUCUGGAGUCUGCCAGUAAAGAGGCUCUCUACCAGCAGAAGGUUCUGGAGCUGCAGAAUGAGCUCCGACAAGCCAAAGCCUCCCUCUCCAGUGCGCAGGCGGAAAACGAUCGCUUGGCAUCCAUCGCUCUCGAGAUGAGAGAGAGUUCCGAGCUGGCCGAGCUGCAGCGCUGCCAGCUGCGAGAUGACAUCAGGGAGUUCAAGGUGCGAGAGGGCAGACUGCUGCAGGACUACAGCGAGCUGGAGGAGGAGAACAUCUCCCUCCAGAAGCAGGUGUUAGCGCUGCGGCAGAACCAGGUGGAAUUUGAAGGCCUGAAGCACGAGAUCCGGCGUUUGGAGGAAGACUCUCAGUACCUUCACAGUCAGCUGGAAGAAGCCGUGAGACUGAGAGAGAUCGCUGAGCGGCAGCUGUCCGAGUCGUUGGAGACCAUAAAGACGGAGCGCGAGCAGAAGGCCACGCUGCGCAAAGAGCUCUCGCACUACAUGACCAUCGGCGGCUCUUUCGGUUCCUCCUUCGAUAACUCCAAACUUCACGAGGACUCGGCCGUCAUCGAACCCGACAACGACGAUCUGAUCAGAGGCUUUGAGAACGGUUUAGUCAAAAUGAGUGAUGGCGAUGAAGACAACAGGACUGCCGUGAACAAGCGAGGAGACGCCUACAAGCCAGCUCCAAGCCUGGUGGACGACCUCCUGAGCGAGCUCAACAUCUCAGAGAUACAGAAACUGAAGCAACAGCUUUCACAGGUUGAGCGUGAGAAAGCGGCCCUGAUGAACUCUCUGCAGGAGAGCCAGAAGCAGCUGGACCAGGCUUACGGCACGGUGUCGGAGCAAAAGGAGGCGGUCAACAGGCUGACGGAAAACCUCAGCGCCAUGCGGAAGCUGCAAGCCACCAAAGAACGCCAGUCUGCCCUGGACAGCGAGAAAGACCGGGACAGCCACGAUGACGGGGAUUACUACGAGCUCGACAUCAACGGGCCGGAGAUUCUGCAGUGCAAAUACACCGUGGCCGUGUCCGAAGCUGGAGAGCUGAGGCAGGAGCUGAAGACGUUGAGGGCGCAGUACCAAGAAUGCCGAACGCGAUAUGAGGAGGAGCGAGCACGGCUGGACAGUGAUGUCCAAGAUUUGAGGUCGAGGCUGUUGUCCUUGGAGAAGAUCAGUCAAGCCGACAAGCUGGAGGUGUCUCGACUGGAGAAGGAGCUCCGGAUAGCCAGCGAGGCGGCCGGAGAAUCCCUCGGCAGCCUCAACGUCGCCCAAGACGAGCUCAUCGCUUUUAGCGAGGAGCUGGCCAAUCUCUACAACCAUGUGUGCAUGUGCAACAACGAGACCCCAAACCGAGUCAUGCUGGACUACUACAAGGAAGGCAAGGCCAUGGUCAGGAAAGGCGAGGAAGCGAACAGCACAGUCACCACGUCUCCGGGCCCCGAGCACCGCCCGGAACCCAUGAACGUCUACAACCUGGUAGCCAUCAUCAGGGAUCAGAUUCGCCACCUGCAGCAGGCGGUGGACCGCACCACAGAGCUGUCCCGCCAGAGACUGGCCAACCUGGAACUGAGCUCAGUGGCAGACAAGGACAAAGAGGCCUGCAUGGAGGAGAUCCUCAAACUGAAGUCCCUGCUCAGCACCAAAAGGGAACAGAUCGCCACUCUCAGAGCCGUCCUCAAGGCCAACAAACAGACAGCCGAGGUCGCUCUGGCUAACCUCAAGAGCAAGUAUGACAGCGAGAAGGCAAUGGUGACGGAGACGAUGAUGAAGCUCCGGAACGAACUGAAGGCUCUGAAGGAGGACGCAGCUACGUUCUCCUCCCUGCGAGCCAUGUUUGCUACGAGGUGUGACGAGUACGUGACCCAGUUGGAUGACAUGCAGAGGCAGCUGGCUGCUGCCGAAGAUGAGAAGAAGACUCUGAAUUCCCUGCUGCGGAUGGCCAUCCAACAAAAGCUGGCUUUGACUCAGCGGCUGGAGGAUUUGGAGUUCGACCACGAGCAGGCACGUCGCAACACAGCCACCGCCGGGGGAGGCAAGGGCAAGUCGAAGGGCAGGGGAGCGUCCUCCAGCCACCAUUGAACCUAUCAAGCCAAGUGUCCUUAUGGAAGUCCAUCCAUCCGCUGCAGCUCCAGGAUCAAAAUCAAGUCAUUACUGAGAACAUUUUUGAACAGCUGUUGCCAAGCACUUCUUUAAAAUAAAAUAAAAAUGCAGUGCCAAACAAGUAUGUAAAAUGUCAUCAAGUCGACAGUCUUCCAACACAACGCACCACUAGAGCCGAGACGGAAGGAAGAUGCGCCGACUGCUCGUUGCCUGUUAACCUGACUGAGCACUUUUUCUUGUUCUUUUUACUUCUUUGCUUCUCUCUCUUUCAUAUUUAGUCUAAAAAAUGUCUGUUUCAAAGUAUUCUUCCGCAUCUGGAUAAGAUGUAUUUGCCAGAUACUCCAUCAGUGUUCCAAGAAAGACAAAUGCAUUUCAAACCUAUUUAUACGUUCACCGCAGAUGUUAAUGUAAUGUAUGCAGAAACUUUACCCAUGACGGUUUUUAACAUUUUAUACAGUUUUUGAAAACAUAUAUAGUAGUCCUAUGUUAUCUGUGCCAUUUGUGUGUUUUAUUUGUGCAAGUGCAAUUGAAGCCAUGGGUUAAAAAGGUCAUGCUGAAUGAAACGCCUGCGUGGUGACAGAACAUUCAGCAGGUUGUUGGUCUGAAUUGAUGUUACAUGUUGGUUCGUAACGGUCACCACAGUUGUAUUUAUUUGCCUCAGGGCUGACGGUAGGAUUUCUCAUCCUUUUUGCUUUAUAAGGGAGUUUGGUUACAGUUUCAUAGAGGCUCCGGGAUGUGACGAACCUGAUCGACUCUUGUAAAACGCCUCUGCUAGAUUCUGUGUCUACCUGCAGGAAUGCCUAACAAGGAGAAUAAAUCCGUCUAACUGUCA